Molecule: messenger RNA, 1692 nt
Organism: Penicillium canariense
Lineage: Eukaryota; Fungi; Ascomycota; Eurotiomycetes; Eurotiales; Aspergillaceae
Exons: 1
Coding region: 1-1692 (563 amino acids)
Source: RefSeq, a predicted model, not a curated record
AUGGAUCGCGGAGACCAUUACUGUCCGGGCGAGUUGGACGCGUUACACGCAGACCGGAACAGAUCAGAAACUACCAUCUGCCUGCCCUCACCAUCGCCGUUGAAGCGAGCAUCAACAUACAUCCCCAAGGCAGGCCCUAAGGUGCUGGAAGAGUCCAACGCCGACCCAUUCUACCUCGAGCAGUCGCUGGCUGCCACCCCCACAACUUGGGCCUCCUAUGCUCCCACCAUUCGCGAUGAGAGAUUCAGUGACGACGCCAGCCAAUACUAUACACUAUCUCUGACACAUGAGAAGGAGUCUUCAGAUCGGUCCAAGCGUUCAGAGCAAUAUACGGGUCCGGAUCGGUCUACUAUCGCACAAUUGGAACUGGAAAACAGCCUCAGAUUCCAUCGCUAUACUUCUUCCACAGAGGACGACCGGAGACCACUGCACAGUAGCCAGGAGUCCUUCAGUUCAGUGCAAACGGACGGCACCACGCCUGACCUCACCCCCAGCAGCUCCUUCUCUUCCACCUACUCCUCGCCUGCCUGCCCCGACGCGGUGCUGAAGGCGACGGAGAAGCUCUACCGCCACGCACAGGCAGCUCAAUUCGAGCCCCGUCGUGCUUUCUAUCUUCCCCCGUCGACGCCGCCCAAGCAGCUCCCUCCACCUCCCCCAGUGCCUGCUCUCCCCACGGCACGCACCCGACCUACUACCCCUGCUGCUGAAUCCGCUCCUACCCCAACCCUGACAAUGAAAUACGAGACAUCCAGCAUGUCCUCAUCCUCCCACAGGAGGAAACCGCAUCCAACCUUACCCAAUCUCUCCCGUGGCACAGGUUCCCAUAGCCCCCGGAGGAAGCAGUCCAGCCCGGGGACCCGUCCUCCCUUGGAUCCAUCCAUGAUCUCUCCCCCCAGUUUGAUCAAUCCAGUGACCAUGGAGCCGCAUGCCACGCACUUUGAGCAGGCUCUCUUCAUACCUGCCAAUGACUGCCCCAGCCCUAUUCCCAGCCCGGUGGCGAGCUCCCCACCCAUUUCGCGGCAAUGGACCGCAACAUCCAUGGAGCGGCCCUCGACUUCCACCAUGGAUGCAUACUGUGAGCAGUCGGUAUGGGAGUCCGACUCGGAAACCGAGUCUAUUAGCCACAAGUCCCUCUCUCGCCGGCCGAUCGACACACUGCGCAAGGUUCGCAGUCGCGCAAAGCUUCGCGCCGCCAAGUCCCAGCCCAAGCUGCACCAAGCCAUGCUGGAUGACCAGAUCCCGGAGAAGUUCCCUUGCCUGCCCGACGAUGCCGUCGGCCACCCCAUUCCCGAUCCGUAUCGCGGCGCCAGCCUCGAUCGACCCAGCACCAGCCGGGACGGUCUGCGGUCGAAUCACCCUCUCCAGACCCUGCGUCUGGUCGCACCAUCGAACACUUCCCUCCUCAAGCCGCGGUAUCGGAACAACAGCAACGGCCUUGGCCGCGAGUCAGCCAUGGACCGCGCGACCGCCGCGGCCGUGCAGGCUCGCUCCAGACGUCGCCAGGGCUCCGACUCGCCGGAGACCGUUCAAGAGGACAAGGAAAAGCUCACCUCCAUGUGCUACGAGCAACACUCACCCGCACCCUUCGAAGACCCUGUCGAUCAGCGGCCCUUCUUCAAGCGGGUGCUGGACUCCCUCCGAUCUCUCAACUGCCACAGAGCAUCUAUAAAAACAACCACGACAACCAUUUAA